AUGAACGUUUCCAAGGACAGGGAGCCAAUUGGUGCUCCGAACACCAACAGUACCACGAAAAUAGGUAAUGCUGCGACGGCCGUCAGGAACGCAGAAAUAACCAGAUACAUCAGUUCCCCACCGUUGGGGAACGCAAACAGAGAGAUCUUCUUGCGUCUGGUCACGUUCUUGACCAGAAUGGAUCCUUGCACGAAUUGUAAGGCCGCCAAUGAAAUCAGAGAGGAUAAUAAUCCAUCCAAGACCUGCGAAUUAAUGUGA
Molecule: messenger RNA, 258 nt
Organism: Ogataea philodendri
Lineage: Eukaryota; Fungi; Ascomycota; Pichiomycetes; Pichiales; Pichiaceae
Exons: 2
Coding region: 1-258 (85 amino acids)
Source: RefSeq, a predicted model, not a curated record